UUUACAUUUCGGGGUCGUGUCCGGGUCGCAAUCCGAAUCAAAAGACAUUCCGAUUAUGUUGAGUUGGGCAUGCUUCUUGCGGCAUCGAUAACAAUGAAUGAAAUUGUAUACUUGUCGCAGUUCCACCCGUGGUGAUAAUUUGAAAAAUUUGGGCUCAUGGGGUAUUUUCCCCUGUUGGGUGUGAACCACUGCGUCCAUUACUUUGAACUAUUGUGGUAUACCCCAUUUUUUUAUACUACACUUCACGCUCAUAUACUGCUUAUCGAUGAAGGAUUAGACUGAAAGUUAUGGCGAGUUAGGUGUCAAUCAGGAAUACUCUGUUUGAUAAAAUAUAUAAUACUGAUCGGCGACGCAGACCAAAUUUCCUUGGGCUCUAAAAUAGCAAGGUGAUGGAGUCUGCGUCUUGUUAGAGCUCAGCAGUCUGUGCCAGAGCAUCCGCGGGAUAAUCGGAGACCGCCCGAAGACGAACGGUGACUGCCUGCUGAUAAGCUGGCGGAAAAUGUGCCGAGUGCUCAGCCCACUUGAUCGUUAAACUGACGAUUUCCGUGUUGCCAGAACUGAGCAUGUCACACACGCAGUUACAGAGCAAAUGUUCCGAGGUUUCGCUUUCGGUAUUACAAAAGUGACAAAUAUCAUCUUGGGCUAAACCUAUAUUUUUAAGAUGGUAUUUGCUCGGACAGUGUCCUGUUAUAAGACCAGUGAAUGUGCUGAUUUCUUUCUUACUAAGGCUCAGCAAUUGUUGAGUAAUUUCAAUAGUCGGCGUGUUAAUUUUUUUCCUGAUUAAGUUGUACAUCCAUCCAAUUGGCAAUCACUUCGCGGUCAUCCCAUUUCUUCAGCUUACACAGUCAGAAAUUCCACAGCCCAGUGGAGGGUGUGAAAGGUGAAGGGUGAGCUUGAGCCGUUCCUGGCAAGUUGAUCUGUUCGCUCGUUUCCCUCUUUACCGCAAUGGUCAGGAAUCCAGUACAGUUGUACCGAACUUAUCUGACUUAAUCGACAGACAAUUUUUGAAGAACAUAUAAAAGCGUUUAGAACUUUAAGUGUCGCUUGAUUGUCUGAGAAUAUGCAGAUGUUAGCAUAUCUGUAUUUUCUUCUGAGGCAGAUAUUUAAACAUUCUAUUAUUGAAGCUAUUUCUGCCUGAAAAACUGUUGGCCAGCUUCCCAUAGCCACAGACAUUUUUGUUCUGGGACCAUGUACUCCGGCACCUGCUCUGUUCCCAUUUUCGUGGGUUCCCAUCAGUGUAGAACAUGAUUCAUACAUUACGAACACUGGACCCACCUUCAUCCCAUACUGAACAGGAAGGUUCGAUUACAUUAUACAGAAUGUCGUAAUUUGUCCUAGGUUCCAUCCAAUCGCUCCUCAAUAAAUCGCUAACAUAUGUGGUUUCUCAUACAAACGACUAUCUGAAACCCCAAUAAAUGGGGUUCGUAGAACUUUUUUUUUUUAAAUUUUGAUAGUAGUUGUAGGUACCCCCAUGGACUCAAAAACUGCCAAAAAGUCGAUUUUGAUAAAAUAGGCGUUCAUGGGGUUUCUGAAACAAACGAUUCAAAUACUUUAGGUAGAGAAACAUACGUUGGCAUGUUAGUAAUAUAGAAUAGCGCGUAAUUUUUGUAACUAUUUCACUAAAAUAAUUAUUUAAAAUGAAGCUCGAUAUUGUCGAUCCAUAUAAUUCCUAUGCAACUAUCAAUUUUGCUUGACCAACAGAUUACUGAUACAUAUGCGCUCUGCAAGUGCCCUAUCGUGAUUUAAUCAACUAUUCACGCCUACACAUUCUUAUCAGGCUGGUAUCAACACAAAAAUGUAUGUUAUUUGUAUUUUUCACGCUAAUAAUAACACGCUACAGAUGUUUAUUGUUGUCGUUAGAAAGAUAUUUGAGUCGGUCGUGCCGUGCUGCCAUUCUUCGAACCUUAUCUUGAACAACUAUAACAGCGGAACGAAGAUCCGCAAUUUUUUUCUAGACUAUGAGCAAGUCCACGCUACCUGAGGAACACAGGGUACCCUGGCAUCUCUGAUUAAAGUGCGGAACAAAAACGAAAUGAACUGGAAAAUGUGUGAAUUUUCGAACGACAAACAAAAAACAUAAGAAAAUAAGCUUCACUACACUAUCGGUGCAUCAGUCGUAUCGUGCCAGUCAGACGAACACAACAACUCAGCUUCAUCUCAGCACGCAGCUCCUCUCGUCAUGGUGACAACGGACAGUGCUUCAAGUAAACAGAGCAUACGUUUUUCUUCUCUUUUUGCUACUACUAGCGGAGGAAAGCAUAGGCCGAGAAUCAAUUUUCGUCGAGUUAUGCCCACGUUUGCCGAAAUCCGAGUACACGUGCGCGUACGCAUAAACGUUUAGUGCAGUACGAAUAUUUUUCGGACCAUAGCAAAACUUUUGCCUGGUAGCAUUCUUUUGGGAAACUUGCCUGUGUCGGGACAGAUUGUUCAAGAGAGGUAAACGUGUGUCAGCUGAGCCGAUAGAAAAACAUAUUGUCAGUGGAUUGCAAUCGUACCCGCUUGGUGAAAUUCUCUCAGCGCGAUGGAUACCACCGAUAAGGCCGUCUCCACGAAUUCCAUGGAAUCUAGCGAGGAUGAUAAAGGUCUCGUGAUGCGUCUAAACAACGCCGUAGCAUUAUCCAAUACUUCGCCAAAAGUGGGCUCUUCUACCAAUAUGAACGGAAAUGCUCCGUUCACCGGUUCGCCCUGGAAACGCAAACAACUUGUGGAUGUUCAUCCGAGUGGAAAUCUGGAUCUGAAGAAGUUGGGGAUGCGUCGAAACUCCAGCUAUGGAAAAAUACCCUCCGAGAAUCCAGAGGCGAAAGUACUUGUUCUCUACACCGGUGGAACGAUUGGGAUGAUGCGCAACGAGAAGAAUGCACUCGAGCCACGUUCCAAUGAAUUCGUUCGCAAAAUACGCACAUACCCAAAUAUGCACGAUGACGCGUACGCAACCAAACGCUACGGACCCGCAAAGAGUCUGGCACCACUCAUAUUACCUUACGUCGAAGGUCAACAUCGACGGGUACUAUAUCAGAUCUCGGAGUUCGAACCGCUGCUGGAUUCUUCCAACAUGGGAGUGUCCGAUUGGGUUCGCAUUGCCACCGAUAUUCAGCAGUCGUACGAGUUUUUCGAUGGUUUCGUGAUCCUUCACGGGACAGACACUCUGUCCUACACGGCGGCGGCGCUUUCCUUCAUGUUUGAGAACCUCGGCAAGACUGUCAUAAUUACUGGUUCCCAAAUUCCGAUUUUUGAAACUCGAACCGAUGGACAAGACAACUUUACCUCUGCCUUGAUCCUGGCGGGAAAUUAUGUAAUUCCAGAGGUUUGUGUUUUCUUCAACAGUCGUCUGUUCCGAGGCAAUCGCACGAUCAAGGUGAGCAGCGAAUCGUUGGAUGCUUUCAACUCGCCGAAUGCGGCUCCACUGGCAAAGAUGGGAAUCAAUGUGGAGGUCGAUUAUCGACUAAUUUUCCGACCAUGCACGGUUGAGAAGUUUAGUGUGCACACUCGGAUGGAUGAACAUGUGGGCUUGUUGCGUCUGUUUCCAAGCAUAUCGACAUCCACUGUGAAGGCAUUUUUGCAGCCUCCGAUGAGAGGAGUGGUUCUACAAACCUAUGGCUCGGGAAACAUCCCCACGAAUCGGGCCGAUUUAGUACAAGCGCUACGAGAGGCAACUGAUCGCGGGGUACUGAUUGUGAACUGCACCCAAUGCAAUGAGGGAGCGGUUUCUGGAUUGUAUGAAACCGGAAGGCAGCUGGAAGAAAUCAACGUAUUCCCAGGGUUCGAUAUGACGCCUGAGGCAGCGCUGGUCAAGCUGGCAUAUGUGCUGAGUAAGGAAGAAUGGAAUCACGAAAAUAAGAAAACGUUGAUGAAAAGCAAUCUCCGUGGAGAGUUGACUCACGAGAAGACCCCUGAAAUGCAAGAGUACGAUUUGAUUGAUGCUGUCGCCAGAACGUUACAUCUAAAUUCAGUGAAGGAACUCAGUCAACUGAAGUCUUCCCUUUUUCCGGCGAUGGUGAACUCAGCUGUUGUCUCUGGAGAUAUUGUUAAGCUCAAUAAUUUGAAAGGGUACGGUGCAAAUCUGUCCGCGGAAAAUUAUGACCACAGAACAGCGCUCCACGUGGCUUGCUGUGAAGGAAACCUGGAUGUCGUUCAGUUUCUUCUGCAGAACGGAGCCGCUGUGCAUAUUCGCGAUCGCUAUGAGCGGACUCCGCUGAUGGACGCAAUCCUGAACGAUCACCAUCAGAUCAUACGAUUGCUGGUCAAAUGUGGCGCUCAUCUGACCGGCUCGAUACGAUCAAUCGGUGAUAGUCUGUGCAAUGCAGCUGCCAGGCAUUUGCUAACGCGGCUAGAGUCGUACCGAAUCGCUGGUGCGGAUUUAUCCCAGGAGGAUGCAAGUGGACGAACAGCUUUACACGUGGGCGCUAUGUAUGGAAAUCUUGAAAUCGUGCAAUAUCUAAUCAAAAACUACGCUGACAUUGAUGCCGUGGAUUACCUUGGGUUCACACCGCUGGACUAUGCUGUGAAACUUAACUCACAACCUGUGAUAGAUUUUCUCCUGGCGAAGAAUGCUAAGCUGGGUGAAGAACUGGCCGAAGAGACUAGACGACCCGUCCUCCACGAUUCGAUCGAUGAUUAGACUAUAAAAUUAUCUAUUUAACAAUAAAAUUAUGUUAUGUAAAUCUACAAUACAAUUAUGAUUAUCUACAACUACAACACA
Toxorhynchites rutilus septentrionalis is the source of this 4699-nucleotide messenger RNA. RefSeq names its product L-asparaginase. The coding region runs from base 2522 to 4618 and encodes 698 amino acids. The transcript is spliced from 5 exons. Gene Ontology annotation, biological process: amino acid metabolic process. Gene Ontology annotation, molecular function: protein binding; asparaginase activity. NCBI's taxonomy places the organism in Eukaryota, Metazoa, Arthropoda, Insecta, Diptera, Culicidae. The record is from RefSeq and is a predicted model, not a curated record.